AUGUGGCCACCAUCUCCCACCAUGUGGCUGCCAUCUCCCACCAUGUGGCUGCCAUCUCCCACCAUGUGGCCACCAUCUCCCACCAUGUGGCCACCAUCUCCCACCAUGUGGCUACCAUAUCCCAACAUGUGGCCACCAUCUCCCACCAUGUGGCCACCAUCUCCCACCAUGUGGCUACCAUCUCCCACCAUGUGGCCGCCAUCUCCCACCAUGUGGCUACCAUCUCCCACCAUGUGGCCACCAUCUCCCAACAUGUGGCCACCAUCUCCCAACAUGUGGCCGCCAUCUCCCACCAUGUGGCUGCCAUCUCCCACCAUGUGGCCGCCAUCUCCCACCAUGUGGCCACCAUCUCCCACCAUGUGGCCGCCAUCUCCCACCAUGUGGCUACCAUCUCCCACCAUGUGGCCACCAUCUCCCACCAUGUGGCUACCAUCUCCCACCAUGUGGCCACCAUCUCCCACCAUGUGGCUACAGCCUCCCAACAUGUGGCUACCAUCUCCCAACAUGUGGCUACCAUCUCCCAACAUGUGGCCACCAUCUCCCAACAUGUGGCUACCAUCUCCCACCAUGUGGCUACAGCCUCCCAACAUGUGGCUACCAUCUCCCAACAUGUGGCCACCAUCUCCCAACAUGUGGCUACCAUCUCCCACCAUGUGGCUACAGCCUCCCAAUAUGUGGCUACCAUCUCCCAACAUGUGGCCGCCAUCUCCCACCAUGUGGCUACCAUCUCCCACCAUGUGGCCACCAUCUCCCAACAUGUGGCUGCCAUCUCCCACCAUGUGGCCGCCAUCUCCCACCAUGUGGCCGCCAUCUCCCACCAUGUGGCCACCAUCUCCCACCAUGUGGCCGCCAUCUCCCACCAUGUGGCCACCAUCUCCCACCAUGUGGCUACCAUCUCCCACCAUGUGGCCACCAUCUCCCAACACGUGGCUACAGCCUCCCAACAUGUGGCUACCAUCUCCCAACAUGUGGCUACCAUCUCCCAACAUGUGGCCACCAUCUCCCAACAUGUGGCUACCAUCUCCCACCAUGUGGCUACAGCCUCCCAAUAUGUGGCUACCAUCUCCCAACAUGUGGCCACCAUCUCCCAACAUGUGGCUACCAUCUCCCACCAUGUGGCUACAGCCUCCCAACAUGUGGCUACCAUCUCCCAACAUGUGGCCACCAUCUCCCAACAUGUGGCUACCAUCUCCCACCAUGUGGCUACAGCCUCCCAACAUGUGGCUACCAUCUCCCAACAUGUGGCCACCAUCUCCCAACAUGUGGCUACCAUCUCCCACCAUGUGGCUACAGCCUCCCAACAUGUGGCUACCAUCUCCCAACAUGUGGCCACCAUCUCCCAACAUGUGGCUACCAUCUCCCACCAUGUGGCUACAGCCUCCCAACAUGUGGCUACCAUCUCCCAACAUGUGGCCACCAUCUCCCAACAUGUGGCUACCAUCUCCCACCAUGUGGCUACAGCCUCCCAAUAUGUGGCUACCAUCUCCCAACAUGUGGCCACCACCUCCCAACAUGUGGCUACCAUCUCCCAACACGUGGCUACCAUCUCCCAACAUGUGGCUACCACCUCCCAGUAUGUGGCUACCAUCUCCCAACACGUGA
This is a messenger RNA of Epinephelus fuscoguttatus (brown-marbled grouper), 1602 nucleotides long. RefSeq lists its product as uncharacterized. The record is from RefSeq and is a predicted model, not a curated record. Bases 1 to 1602 code for a protein of 533 amino acids. NCBI's taxonomy places the organism in Eukaryota, Metazoa, Chordata, Actinopteri, Perciformes, Serranidae. The transcript has a single exon.